This is a messenger RNA of Drosophila eugracilis, 385 nucleotides long. RefSeq lists its product as uncharacterized. Bases 98 to 286 code for a protein of 62 amino acids. Lineage: Eukaryota; Metazoa; Arthropoda; Insecta; Diptera; Drosophilidae. The transcript is spliced from 2 exons. The record is from RefSeq and is a predicted model, not a curated record.
CGGGUCGGCGGGGUCUGGCUAUCAGUGCAAGCAGGUCUGUCAACGCGCAGUGCGAAUUCAUCGAUCGAUCAUACAUCUCCAGCCCAACACAGUCAACAUGAAGUUCUUGCUCCUGAGUGUGUUCCUUUGCCUGGCCGUGUGCUUCAUGCUUACCAGUGCUGCUCCCCGUGAGGAGGCCAUUCCCGAGGGCCUUGAGGGUCCUGGCAGCGAGUCCAUCAACCCCUCCGAUGACCAGUCCUUCCUGCUCAAGCUGAAGCUGCUCAAGAAGCUCUUGUUCCUGGGCUAGACAUCAUCAUUCCCCAUACAUGGAUUUUUAGCUUAACUAUGUGUUUAGAUUUUUAAGAUCAAAAGAAAAAAAAAUUAAAAAACGUAUUUGGUAACAAAA